Molecule: messenger RNA, 3021 nt
Organism: Stylophora pistillata
Lineage: Eukaryota; Metazoa; Cnidaria; Anthozoa; Scleractinia; Pocilloporidae
Product: TBC1 domain family member 30
Cellular component (GO): endoplasmic reticulum
Source: RefSeq, a predicted model, not a curated record
GAUCUCCAUCGAACUGGCUGCAGCUGGUUUUGUGGUCAGGAUACUCCAGAGGAAAGAGCAUCACUGAAGCGUGUUCUUUUAGCUUAUGCCAGACGCAACAAGGCUGUGGGUUACUGCCAAGGAUUCAAUGUUAUUGCAGCAUUAAUUCUUCAAGUUAUGGACAGAAAUGAGGAGGAUGCACUAAAGGUAAUGGUUUAUGUCAUUGACCAUGUGCUUCCUACAAACUACUUUGCAAAUAACCUGCGGGCACUUUCUGUUGACAUGGCUGUCUUGCGUGACUUAAUGAGAGAAAAGUUAGAGAGGCUAUCAAAACACCUGGAUAGCUUACAAGCACAGGCCCUGUCACAGAAUGGUUCCAGUGCCAUGUACGAGCCUCCCCUUAUCAAUGUUUUCACCAUGCAGUGGUUUCUGACACUAUUUGCAACUUGUUUGCCGGAGGAGACUGUUUUGCGUGUGUGGGACUCCAUCUUGUUGGAAGGCUCAGAGGUGCUUCUCAGAGUUGCUGUUGCUAUUUGGGGUAAACUUGGAGAGCGCCUUGAAGACGUGGAAACUUCUGAUGACUUUUACACCACCAUGGGGGAGGUGUACGCUUUGGCUCCGUUUCCCUUACCAGGGUUAGCAGAACUUCGAGAACAGUACACGUACAACAUCAACCCGUUUUCAGACGCUACCGACGACCGAGGCCAACGAUCAACGCUAGGACGGGGUUCUAGUGAUGAAGAAGACGACAUCGAUGACUUGGAAGGGAUCGGUUGCUUGGGAGCUCUGUUGCCGUUCUCGGAAUUUGCCCCUGGAAAUAGCACAAAAGCGCUCGUUGCAGAUGCCGAGGAUUUGAAUGACAUUGCAGCUGCUAGUCCGGGUGUGUUUGCUACUGACGGGUACUCUCCUCUACCGUAUACCACGAAGCAGUUUGGUUCACGAGGACGCCGUGUUCAUCAGGAGAUGACCUACUUGCAGAGGCAGUAUGCUAGGAUGAGGCAAAGGCAGCAAAAUGCUGUGGUGGUGUUUUCAGAGGCCACAGUACAGAACAUACAGGAAUCUGAGAAACGCAAGAGUAUUCCUGCUGCUAUUAACCAUCUGUUUGUAUCAGCUACUAAGAAAAAGAUUAAGACUGCCAGAAGUCAUUUCGGAGUCAAGAAGGAGAACGAGACGGCGAAUACUAGUGAACUGUUAUCAGUAGGAGAUGUGGUCAAUUCUAAGAGUGAGUCCAAAGUUGAAGUGAAGCCGAACGCGUACGAGAAGGAAAGCAUGCAGCAUUUGAAUGAGUUAUUCAAAGGUGACCAGAAGGAAAAGAAAGAAACAAAACAGCUUACAGAAGAGAAAGAGACUCCAGAAGCGAGUGCAAAAGACCUUCAAACUGAAAGGACAAAAGAGACAUCUGUGAGGAAAAUUCCAGAAGAAAAGAAAAAACAAAUUUCAGACGAGAAACCGGCUAAAAAUGUUAAGCGAACUACUCCAAGUACGCGUAAAAUUAAACAUGUUGGAUUAAACGGUGAAGUGUCGUCGUUAGAAACUGAAAAACCAGCGCAAACUCGAUCGCUUCUGUCUGGUUUGAAUGCCAGUAGUAAAUCCGCAAAAGUUACGGUAGUGGAAUCUUCGUCAUUAAAAGUAACUGCGGCGGACAGUGAUAAGCCCAAGCCCGUGAGGAUAGUAGACAAAAACAGCCCUGCUGUUCUGGACGCAGGCGCAGUAUCGUUCGGUGGCACGGGACGGGUAUACACCCGCUCGUAUCACGGGUCGGGUUGUAACUCCAAUAACAGCGCUUGGCUCUUGGAGGAAGACAAGAGGUGUAAGUAUCCCGAGAACUUCAGACCUUUUCCUCAAAGAAACAAGCAGCCAAGUAGAAGCAGGAUUCUGUACGGAAACGUGUCGGAGAAGGGCGCUAAGCGAAUGGACGCGUUUCAAGGGAGAAAGGAAACUCGGCAGGGAUUUAACAAUGGCUUAGCUGUUAAUGGUGCUUCGGAUAGCAAACGUAGUUAGUUGUCAAUCUGUUUUGUUUACAUUAAGGGGUUGACCAUCUGUUUGCAGAAUCGAGCGAGUGAGAUCGCCAGAUUUCUUGAUGCUAUCUUGUAGAGCGAAAAUGGAACCUUAGGGUUUACGGUUGAAGCACCGUUUAUUCUUAAUCCGGAAAUAUUUGGAAAGGUUUAGGAUAACCUUAUUUACAAAGGUAGCCUCCUUUGCCGACGUCGUUUAGGGUCGUAAUGCUGGAGGCUUCUUUCCCUCCACUCCCUUAUAAUAAGUGUGGUGAAACUUGCCUUAUUCGCAAAAAGUCAAAAACGAUGUUUGAAGGGGAAAAUUUUGGUAAAAGCGAAGCAUGGUUAGAAGGCAAAAACUUACAUUUUGUAUGAUAGUCUGACAGUCUCGGUCAUCGUGUGAGAAUGGAUCUACCUGUCUGACUCUCAUAAAUUCUCGGUCCAAGAAGCAACACGUUAAAAAAAUUUUAUGAUAACUAUGACUUAAUUAUGGACUACAAAUAUGAAUAAUAUAACAUAAUAUAAGAAAUAAUUGUAUUUUUUUUGAAAAGUUAACACAUUUUUGAAAGGGAGAUAACAUAAUGAAGUGUAUUCAAAAUUUUAGUACCAGGCAUAAAUGUGGUUACCUUUUACUCCUAGAAUUGAUCAGUAACUGUAUCCUCCAGUGACGACCAGCCGGGGAACGAGAAGUUAGAAGUUGAUCAGUUAAUGGUUUUGUUUUUGUUUGUGUCUAGCGCCAAAUUUUUCCGAGUCAUGAAUUCACUUUCAGAGCUUGAAAGUUUACAUUUAAUUAUCUAUCUCCUCAGAGAUGGAAUUGUCUGGCAUCAAAUAAUAUUUAUAGACCAUAAGUUACCUUAGCUAAGGGAAGAAUAAUUUCCAUCUUGCACUAAUGGGAGUUGUAGAACAUUAAACUUUAUUGUAUGAUGAGUAUAUUUUUGAAGGUGUAUAACAGUUCCGUUCCCUGGUUACUAAAAUAUUUAUGAAAUGUAAUUAAGUGAAGUCUCUAAUUUAAUAGACAUUUAAGAGUAGUAAAGUCCUCUUAAAGGAA